Neolamprologus brichardi is the source of this 6839-nucleotide messenger RNA. Its product is annotated as nck-associated protein 5-like. The record is from RefSeq and is a predicted model, not a curated record. Gene Ontology annotation, cellular component: microtubule plus-end. Gene Ontology annotation, biological process: microtubule depolymerization; microtubule bundle formation. Lineage: Eukaryota; Metazoa; Chordata; Actinopteri; Cichliformes; Cichlidae.
AUCUCAUCUAAGCAAGUGUUUGCUUCAAAUAUAGGAACGUUUACAAAGACGGGAAAAAAAGAGGCCAGGCUCUGAUUUUUAUCUUUAAACAGUUAGCGCAGGGUGCCGUCCUCCCUUAACCUAUCAGUGGGAGAAGUAAGAGUGCCACCUAUGAAGUCAGCAGUCCCCCAACCCCCAUCCUGAACACAUGUUCAACAUCCUCUGGGCACAGGCUGAGCGGAGCGCUGAGACACAGCUGAGAAUUAGAGAGGAAGAGCGGGAGAGAGAGAGGAAGAGGGCGCAGUGAAGUGGAAAUAUGGGUGAGCAUUAGAGAAAGACAGAAAUAGAGCGAUAAAGCAGUGAAUUAGGCAGAGGCAGAGAGAGGAGGAGGAGGAGGAGGAAGAGGAGGAGGCAGUCUUUCACUGAUGCUUGAUGCAGUUAGAUUCUCAUACAGCAGCAGAGAGCCGUCGUCGAGCGUGGAUGAGAGAACCUCAUGGAUUUGCUCCCGUCUGAGUCUCGGUGGAAUUCAUUGCAUCCGAAGCAGCUGCAGACAGAGGAGGAGGAGGAGGAGGAUGCUGCGACUGCGGCUGGAUGUUAGGAUCCAUGUGGGCCUGUGAUGUCUGCGUCCUUCCUCAGGAUGACUCUGACCCAGAUCGUGGAGUCGCGGCACUGCUCCUCCUCGGGUGGUCUGCCGAUGUGAGGCGGACGAGGGAUGCUCUGGACCUCGGCGGUUGCCGCUCAGCCCGCUGCCUCUGCUGACAUCUGUCUCCGUGGAUACGCACAGCAACUGGAAGGCUACGCCAUCAAAACUGAUCCGUGAUAAUAAUCCCCAGCUGGAGAACAAACAACAUCUGGGUGUGGAGAGAAGGGAGAGGGCAAAGCCUCAGCUGGGUGGGCGGCAGAUGGUGACACUGCAGCAACACUUCUCCAGCAUGGAGGAGACGGUGCGAACGCUACUACAGAACCAGGACUCACUGGAAGGGCCCAAGGUGGACCCACUGGACCUAAUGAAAGCAUACAAGGACAAACUCCUGGAGGAAAUGUGGAAGCAACAGGACAGUCUGGAGGGUCCCACGUCUGCCACACCAACAGCAGAGAUGUCCACCUCGCCCGAGGCCGGUGGUGGCGACGGCGGAUCAGAGGACAAUUCAAAGGACAGCAAUCCCCUGUUGGAGCGGCUCAGAGCGCUCGAGGCGGAAAACUCGGCUCUGUCAAUGGAAAACGAUAACCAGAGGAAGCAGUACGAACGCUGUUUGGAUGAGGUGGCUAAUCAGGUGGUCCAGGCUCUUCUCACGCAAAAGGACCUCAAAGAGGAGUGUGUGAAGCUGCGGACCCGUGUGUUUGACUUGGAGCAACAAAACCGCAUACUGAGCGUGCUGUUUCAACAACGUGUCAAAAUGUCCACGACUCCCGUCUCCCAGGAGGUCCAAAGGAAUGGAAAAGCAGGAAUUCCCGCAGGAAGGUGGCCCAGCCUGCUGAGUCUAACGUGCCCACGCAGCAGUGGCAGCGGCAGUGGCAGUGAGCUUUCACUCUCCAGCGCUUGCAGUGAAUAUUCCAGUGGCUCCCACACUUGGGCAGAGGGACGUGGCUACUCAAAGCAGUGUGCCUCAAGCCGAGACAAAAGGAUGAGUACUGGUUCAGUAUCCAGCAAUCACUCAGCUGCUCUGGAGCACACAGACCUGGGAUGGAAGGAAGGUCACAUUUUGAAAGGCCUGAAACGUCUUCAAAUGUCCAACUCCAAGGGGACUUCCUCCCUUCCAUCUGUACCACACUGCAAAGACUGUAUGACCUCAAACGAGGGUAUAUACUCACUUGGUGUCAAGUUUGCCCAGCGAGGGACUACAGCCAAGCAAGUUGCCCCUACAAGUAAACCUUUCAAGGCAGAAACAAGGAUUUCCAUUGUAGACUCUGAUGAUGCGGAUGACGAAUUGCCUAAAGUACCAAACAGCAAAUCCAGUGACCUGCCAGCAAAAGAACUUCUAAGCUUGGACAAGUUGGAGGUCACUCAGGAAUUUGAAGUAGAUCCUGUGAAACUUUCAGGGAACUCUGGUCUGUUUCCUUCACCUGUCACAGACAACUUCUUAUUUCUGGAGGGACCCACAGUUAAACCUGGUGUGAGCCCAACUGAUAGCCUUACACAUCUGGAGGAAAUGAAGAUAGAUUCACUAGAAAAACAUAAAGGCGUAAAGUUGAGUGACAGAAACAAUAACCAGGAAAGAUCCACUGACCGUAAAUCCAGGCUUGAUUAUGUCAAAGGACAACAGGGAAGAGCGUCCUCCAAACAAGUGGAAGUGGGAACAGGUGAUGUUGGCUCAUCAGUUCAACAUACUGUACCAAGAGCUCUGUGCUGCAUGAAUGAAGCCAGGCAGCGCAGCUCCUCAAUGGAAGUUCCUCAUCGCAGAGACCCAAUAAGUCAAGCUGGCGGUGACCACCAGGACUAUUCCGCCUCAGAAUCUCCUCAGAGGAAACCAAAACCUCAACUCUGUGACUCAGCAAGAAAGGCUUUUAUUUUGCGGAGCAAGAGUGCAGAUGGAGGACCAGAGCAACAAAAGCACACACAUUCUCCUCUACAUCAAAAGCUUAUCAAGGGUCAAAGGCCCAAAGGACAGCCCAGCCCUAACCCUAACCCUAACCCUACAGGGAGCAGUGCCCCUAGCAAAAGGACAAAUUUAAAUAAAGCCCAUGGUUCAACCAAGAGCACAUUAUCUAAAACUGAGAAAGAUGAGGAUAAUUCAGCAUCAUCAAGUUCCAAGUCUCUUGAGAAGAUGCAAAAGUGCUCACCUCUUGUUUCUCCCGUGAAACAUUCAAAGAUAUUUAAGUCUACAGGGGUCAGUGAUGGCUUAAAGAGUCCCACAAAAUCACAAAUAGCCAGACUUCAGUCAAGCAAUGACUCUUCAGAAGAUGGUAUCUAUGACAACUUACCAUGCUCUCCACGAAAACAACGACGUCAGGACCAUGACUGUGACUCAGAACUCAGAUCCCUAUCCCCGCCGCGACCCCCAGGUCGAACUACUUCUCUUCUUCUCAGACCUAGUAGUGACAGCUUUCCCAAAGAUCAAACAUCUCCAGGGCAGGCUCAAAGUUCAAUGACUGGCCCAACCAAGUUGCAUAUGCAUCAGGUUUCUUCAGUCGUACAACCUCAACAAUCCAGUGCAAUACUAGAUGGUCAACAUGCAGCUCCACAAAUGGGUGCUGAAGGUAGAAUGUACCACACCCAUUCAUCUAUGAUACCUCCUGUUGUAGUUCAAGAAUCACAAUCAGCUUCAGAAUCUGUCCGGUUAUCUACAGACAGAGCUACCAUGAGUUAUAUUGAAAAUGGCGUUCCCUCUGUAUUGCCAAAUCAGAGCGUCUUGCAAAGAUCCCAACAGAGUGUCAGUGAGCCAAAACUCUCGGAAGUCUUACCACCAGCAUAUUCUAAUGCAUACUACCAUCCACAGACUUCCUCUUCAAGAGCCGUAAAAAGGACUCUUCCUGUAAAUGCCAGAUCUCAUGAGGCAAUCGCUGGACAAGAAGCAAAUACCUUCCUCAUUUUCGGAAGGCAAAACAAGGACGAUACAAACCCUUCUGGAAAAAGCAUCCAGACUUUUCAGACUUUCACUUGUGACCCCCAGACAAUACAUGAAUCCAGCACUCAUGAUAACACCCGCAGAAAGUUUGAGACCCGUUGCAACUCGCUAGAUUCUGAACCUUCUGUCCAACCUGUUGUGUCAGACAGCGGUGUAAUGCUAGACUGGGGAUUUGACGAGGAAGGCUGGCUGUUCAAACGGUCUGUAUCUGUUUCUACUAGACCUCCUCUUAAACCAGUACUGGGCAUGAAUGGGGCCAAAGCUCGUAGUCAGAGCUUUGGUGCACGCUAUAUGGACAGACCAAGCUUCAACAGAUCUGGAAAGGUCCGCACACAGAUCAAAACACACUCAGGGAGCUCCUUGAACUCUCUUGGUGAUGUCCUCCCAGGAAGUAUGAGCUGCUCCAGUAGCUACCACUGUCCAAUGAAUCGAUCCCUCUUAAACAACUUUUUGAUCGAAGAGGGACUAGCAGUUCCUUUACAUCUGGGGUCCUCCAGUGAAAGACUCCAAAGUCUCAAACUCCAGCGUGAGCAGGCUAGGCGACUUCAGAUAGAGCAACAGUUUUCGACCGCCUUUGGGGAACCAGUUUCUGAAGAGCCUGAGAGACAAAGCACCAUAACUACAAUUGAAGAGAAAGUGAUGCUCGGCAUAGAGGAGAACUUGCACAAGUCUCAGGAACAAGAGCGAACCAGUGAGGUGAAGCAAAAAUCUGGAUCAAGCUUAGCAAGUUGGUUCGGCUUUCGUAAGAGUAAGCUUCCUGCUCCCAGCAAAAAAGUUGAUCCACCGAAAGGAAAAGACGACAAGAGGGAGCAAAAGAUCUCAUCGCUUCUGGGUGGAAAGCAGACAAAGUCUGACAAGAAGAGAGACAGAAGAAAAAGUGAUGGAAAAGACUGCUCUGUGGGGAGAAGAGAGUCUCAUGAUGCAGUGCGGGCAUGCAUCUCAAUGCCCUGCCCGGGUAUGUCCCUGAGUGAGAUACAAGGACAUGCUGAUAUCAUCGGGGACCCGAAGAUGCAGAUGAUGAACAAAAGAUCUGACAGUGAAAAUGGAUCCACGGUGAAGAGCCCGAACCAGGAUGCAGUAAUAGGCUCCGGCUGCAAGAUGCGAACGUUGGACAGUGGAAUCGGGACCAUCCCCCUUCCUGAAUCCUGUUCCUUCUUCUCCUCCAUCCUGCACCUCCUCCCCAAAUCCUCAUCAACCCCAGAGCAAUCCCUCAGUCCUCCCAGUGUCCUUGGCUCCUCCAGCGAGGACGCAUCUCCUUCCCCGUUACCCCGGUGGAGAAUUCCCUCCAGCUAUAAGGACGGCAGCCAUGCAGGGGUGCCAAACUCUCUGUCCGAUUCCUCCAUGACCCAUAUCCAGUCAGUGCCUUUCCCCACUGUGGCCUUCCUCCAGCCCAUCCAAACCCCGUCUGAACCCAUUAUGACCUCUGCCAGUGUGUGUGAAGCCCAGAGCAGGCUACCCAGAGCACCACAAGGUGGAUUGGAACCAAAGAAGUUGACCUAUAUUAAAUCGAAAACACGAGCCACUCCGAGCCAACAGAAAGAACAGACGAGACUUCAGCUGGCCAACUAGUUUCUGAAGCUGGAUGAGUCAACUUGAAGAGAGAAAUCAAGCGACUGGGUGGACUUAUCGCCAAGCCACACAUGGAGGACCUCCAAAUCCCACAGUUUGGAUUCUGUGUCCAGAUGAAAUGCUCAGAAGUGGGACAAAAAGCCAGCUUUGCAUUGUUAGGCUUCCACCUCUGCUCAGUGUAGCGUUACGAUACCGAUAAGCCUUUCAGGUGUAGCAAUGAACUGUCUGGCAGCCAUUUUGGAGGUCUGCAUCUUGUUUGGCAUCAGCUGUGAGCAGCUGAUUGUAUUUAUCUGCAACAGACUUUUCUUCACAGAAAAAGUUUUUUUUCUUGAAAAAAAGUUUAAAAUGUACAUUUAGCAUGUUUAGCAUAAAAGCUACUGUAGCAUUAAAAGAGCUACCUAUAAUCUCAAAAUAUUCUAAUUGUGGGUGUGAUCACGGACUAUAAAAACACAAUGGACAUAGCUACGAUUAGUCACCCACUGGUUACCAAAAUCCUGUAUUUGAAACUUCAAGUGCAGCAAAUUCAUUGUCACCAUCUUAACAUUCUCAAAUCUUAAAAACCUAUCAUACAUUUGAAAAAUAAAAAUAAUUUAAAAAUAGACGGAACCCAUAAACUCAUCAGAAAAGCACCUACUAAAGUCAUAAAUCAAUGGAGAGGAGUUAACAUGAGUCAGAACUAAAUUAAAGGAGUUCUUCCCACUGUCUUUCAUACACGCAAGUCUGAGGAGUCGCCCCCUGCUGGCCACGAGAAAGAAUGCAGGUUUAACGUACUUCCACAUUGGUUUCAUGUUUCCAAGCUGAAAGUUACAUUGAUAAAGUAGAGCUCAUGUUAGUAACAAGCAGCUGUUUUUCACAUAUUAAAGCUUACUUGUUAAGCUUAUUUAAAGUGGUCAUGAAACGCUGCACAUAUAAAGGCAAAUUUACACAUGGAGCCCUGCUCUCAAAGACUGACAUAGAUGUAAAACUGUCUGUGAAGCUUGAUUUAAGAAUGAAGUGCUUAGAGUUAAAGUUUUAAAAACACGUUUAUGCCAUCUUCUGUUAGUACGGAACAUUAUGUCACCAGGUUGGCUAGUUGCUGCUAACAGCGACCCUGACAAGGACAAGCGGAAGAAAAUAGAUGGAUAUACUGUCUGCUUUCACUCUCUAUUUCUUAAGCAGUAAGUGGUUCUUUUUUGUUUGACUGUCUGCAUUAACACAGGAAAAUCCACCUGUUAGCUGUAAUUUUUGGGUUUGUAAAGCACUUGUUUGAGACCAGCAGACCAGACCGCUUGGUACACUCAGUCAGACAUGGAAAACUCAGAGUUUCUGACUCCAGCUUGUUGGUCCAGUGAACCACCUGACUCAAACAGGCACUCCUCCACACUGUCCUCAUUUAUAAAGUGCUUUACAAACCUGAACAUUACAGCCAACGGGUAGGUUUUUCUGUGUCAGUGCAGCUAGCCAAUCAGCUACAUAAGAAAUUGAAAAAGAAAGUGAAAGUGAACAGUAUAUACUUGGUUUUAACAUAAAGCUCAUUGUUGCACCCAUGGGUAGCACAAAAGUGACCCCCUUAGAUUGAUUUUUAUUGUUUGUGUCCUUAUGUUUUCCACAUUUAUAGGUUCUGUACUGGUUAGCUAACAUAAACCAAUGUAAGUCUGUUGACCACAACCAACCAACCAAGUGACAUAAUGUUCCCAGUGGCACUAAACACAUUUUUAAAACUUUUACUUUAAGCUUUUAUUCCUU